UGAAAAUUUUGGUGGUUCUCGAUUUUUUGGAAAAAUGAGCGAGCCAGAGCUUGAAAAUGACGACAACGAAGCCCGGGAUCGUGCCCGAUCUCGUUCCCGUAGUCCGCAGGUACGUCGUUUGUGGGUUCAGGAGUUAUUCCCGAACCGAAACGAAACCGGCAACUGGCUACUGACCGACAUCACGACAUCGGGUAUAUACGAGACGAUGAACCGAUUUUUAAGGAUGAAGAAGGAAGAUUUCGUCCAUUUGCUGUUCCUUGUUGGUCCAAAAAUUGCGAAAAUGGACACAGAUCUCCGCAAAUCAAUCACGCAUGCAAGCAAUCAAGCAAUUUAUCAUGACGCUGGUGGUGGAUACGUGAUCCGGGUGUCGAGGCAUACUAUCAGUAAAAUAGUCAAAGAGACGUGCGCAUGUCUUAUUGAGGCUUUGCAGGAUUAUGUCAAGCUACCCUCUACCGAAGAAGAAUGGCUUGCAAUAUCAAGACGAUUUGGGCAGCGCUGGAGAUUUCCUCACGCAAUAGGUGCAAUCUAUGGGAAGCACGUUGAAAUUAUUUGCCCUCGUAAUAGCGGAUCCAAAUAUCACAACUAUCAAAAAAAUGAUUUGCUUUAG
Molecule: messenger RNA, 607 nt
Organism: Anopheles merus
Lineage: Eukaryota; Metazoa; Arthropoda; Insecta; Diptera; Culicidae
Exons: 4
Coding region: 35-607 (190 amino acids)
Source: RefSeq, a predicted model, not a curated record